AUGAACAAGCAUAUUGUUUAUAAUUUCGUAUUAAUAUUUAUAAUAAUCCAAUGUGUUGAAUCUCAAGACAACAAUCCUGAUCAACCUGCUGAUGAUGAAGAAGAUGAAGAUAACUUUGAUGUUUUAGAUCUAGAACAAAUCAUUCAGCAACGACUUAGUCGUUUUGAUGACCCUCAAUACCAACCACAAUAUCAACAAUUACAAGAAUCUCAAUAUCCAACCCAACCAGAGACUCAACCCCAACAUUAUGAUUAUUACCAACCUGAAUUACAAGGAUAUCAUUCAGAAUUAUCAUAUUAUCAACCCCAACAUCAGUAUUACCCAGGAUAUCAACCUGAAUCACAAGGAUAUCAACCUGAAUAUCAGUACUAUCAACCUCAACCAUAUGGUCAAUACCAACCAUACGAAAUCCAGAUUCAAACUCAAGAACCAAUACCAUAUUAUGUACCACCACAGCAACCAGGUCAAUAUUAUAUACCUCCAGUAACUCAACCUACUCAACAACCAAGUUAUCAAAAUUACUACCCUGGGUAUCCUCCACAUCAACCAUCCUAUCAACAUCAGCAUUACGAACCUCCAGUAACUCAACCUGCUCAACAACAACAGUAUUAUCAACCUAGUCAACCUACUCAGACUCAGCCUCAACUACCACAGCCACAGUAUGAGUAUUAUGAACCUAGUCAUCCUAGUCAUACUACUCAACCUCAGCAUCAAUAUUAUGAACCUCCACAAACAUACCAACCACAACAGUAUUAUCAACAUACCACGGCUCCACAAACAUCUCAACAACAACCAAUAUAUCAGUAUUAUGAACCACCAUCUACUCAACCACAGACUCAGCCACAACCACAACCACAAACACAAACAGAAGUAACUCAGCCUCCUCAAACUCAAACACAAACUGUGGAAGAUGAUGAUAAUUUUUAUGUCACAGAACAUGACCAAGUACAACAACCACAACCACAAAAGAAACCAACAAAAAGAAAGAAACCAAUAACAACUCAACAAAUUCAACCUCCAAGUGGAGAUGAAGAUGAGGAAGAUGAUGAUGAACAACCAAUUAAGCUAAAAAAGCCUAGGUAUAUUAAAAUAACUAAACAUAUCAAAUUCUAUAAAAGAAAUUAUCUGGGAAUGCUUGUACCAAUGUCUGGUGAAGAUUAUGUCGUAAAACAUAAUGAUCGAGAUAAAGCAAAAUAUGAUUUUAUUUCAAAUCUUGAGCAGAUAGAAUCUGAUGGUGAGAUUAUUUUUGAACAUUUAUACGGAACACCGUAUUUUUCAUCAUUAACUCACAGUAAAAGAACUAACAUUCAUAUACUGACAAAUGGUGAAGGAUUUAUAUUAAUUAAAAAAAUUAGAGGGGAAUGGAGAAGAACUGAUGCUCCGAUUCCAGACUAUGUAAAACUAUUCAAACAGGAUCUUGAAGGCAAUGAUGUUUUAUUGACCAAAUAUCAUUAUACUAUUACUUUUACCUCAAAUGGAUCCUUUAGAUAUUCAUUCCUCCCAGGUGUAGAAUGCCAUAAAAUAGUUGUUGACGGUCUAGUGGCAUGGGAGAAAACUGAAGAGGAUGAAGGUUUCCCUCUAGUUUUUUAUAUUACACCAAAAAUGAGUGUUAUGGUUAACUUUGAAAAUUAUUUCAAAGUGUUUGAAAGGAGAGGUAGCAAAUAUACUCGCUUGUUCACUAAGUCUAGUGCCGGAAGAUCUAAAUAUCACUAA
Messenger RNA from Theileria parva strain Muguga, 1713 nucleotides. RefSeq names its product SVSP family protein. NCBI's taxonomy places the organism in Eukaryota, Apicomplexa, Aconoidasida, Piroplasmida, Theileriidae. The transcript has a single exon. The coding region runs from base 1 to 1713 and encodes 570 amino acids. The record is from RefSeq and is a predicted model, not a curated record.